AUGGCCUCUCACACUUUAGCAGGAACCCUAUUUACAGUACAAACUGUAGCUGGAAUUUCAGCAAAUUUCUCCCUUCUUUAUCAUUAUGUCUCUCUGUGUAUCACUGGAUUUAGGUUCAAGUCCACAGAUGUCAUAGUUCAGAACCUGACUGUAGCCAACUCCCUUAUCAUGCUUUCUAAAGGAAUCCUACAGACCAUGACAGCAGUUGGAGUAAAAUAUUUCCUUCAUGAGUUUGGUUGUAUAUCCAUUUUGUAUAUUUAUAGAGUGGCCAGGGGUGUGUCAAUUGCAACAACCUGCAUACUCAGUGUGUUUCAGAAUAUCAAGAUGAGCCCCAUGAACUCCAGCUGCAAGAAGCUUAAAACAAAAGCCCCCCAGUACGUUGAUGUCUCUAUUUUCCUUUGUUGGAUCCUAUAUAUGUGUGUAAACUUAAUUUUCCCCCUGUACAACCACAGCAAAUGGAAUUUCAAAAACAUCACAUGGAAACUAGAUUCUGGGUACUGCUCUGCAGGGCUUCAAGAUGGAAUCACAGGUUCAUUGUACAUAGUACUGUUAUUGUUACCUGAAGUUUCAUUCUCAGGGCUCAUGCUGUGGAGUAGCACCACUAUGGUUUGCAUCCUACACAGGCACAGGAAACAGAUGCAGCACAUCCACAAGGCAAGGCUCUCCUCUAGACCCUCCCCCGAGGCCAGAGCUACCCAAAACAUCCUGGCCCUGGUAUGCACCUUUGUGUCUUUUUAUACACUCUCAUCCACUUUUUAUGCUUAUAUUGCUGCCUUUAAUAUUUCCAGUAAGUGGCUGUUGAACACCUCUGCCCUAAUUUCUACAUGUUUCCCGACCAUCAGCCCUUUGGUUUUAAUGAACCGUGACCCAAUUCUAACAAGACUCUGGAUCAAAAUCAGACAGUCUGUUAGAUGCAUGUAA
Molecule: messenger RNA, 921 nt
Organism: Peromyscus leucopus (white-footed mouse)
Lineage: Eukaryota; Metazoa; Chordata; Mammalia; Rodentia; Cricetidae
Product: vomeronasal type-1 receptor 4-like
Exons: 1
Coding region: 1-921 (306 amino acids)
Biological process (GO): G protein-coupled receptor signaling pathway
Cellular component (GO): membrane
Molecular function (GO): pheromone receptor activity
Source: RefSeq, a predicted model, not a curated record